This is a messenger RNA of Rubroshorea leprosula, 891 nucleotides long. NCBI's taxonomy places the organism in Eukaryota, Viridiplantae, Streptophyta, Magnoliopsida, Malvales, Dipterocarpaceae. The record is from the annotation of a GenBank genome assembly.
GAAGGUGGGAGCUGUACAGAAAGAGACUGCAGUUUACUUCACCUCCUUCUUUCCCCCUUUAUCUUUCAAUCUUCUUCCUCUUUGUCUGGAUAGGGAAGAGAAGCAGAAGAAACAGAGAUGGGAAACUGCCAAGCCAUAGAUGCUGCAGCCUUGGUGAUACAGCAUCCCUGUGGGAAGAUAGAGAGGUUGUAUUGGCCUGUCGCAGCAAGUGAGGUAAUGAGAAUGAAUCCAGGACAUCAUGUUUCUUUGAUCAUCCCAUUGCCUGCCCCCGGUGAAGAGAAUCAGGAUCAGAAGACUGUCCGAUUCACCCGGGUUAAGCUUCUCCGGCCAAGUGAUACACUUACCCUUGGCCAUGCUUAUAGGCUUAUCACUUCUCAAGAGGUUAUGAGGGUCUUGCGAGAGAAGAAGCAUGCAAAGGUGAAGGCGCAGCAGCUGGGAUCUGUUGAGAAGUUGCAGAAGGCACCGGAGAAUCAAAGUUCAGGAUGUGAGUCAGGAAGAAAGUCUGACAUGGAGAAGAACUUCCAGGCAAUGAAGAAAGAAAGACACCGGCCAAGGACAGCAUCAGUGAACUCUGCAGCGAUGAGGUCAAAAGCAUGGAGACCCUCAUUGCAGAGCAUCUCUGAGGCUGCAAGCUGACGGGGAGAUGGUGCUUUAAAGUUUCAAUUUCAGCAUGCAGAUUGUGUUUGAAAAAGACAAUGAUCUGCAUCUUUCAAUUCAAGAUGGUCUUUAUGGAUAAACUCUCCCAAGACAUGGAAAUAUGAAUCAACUAAAUGCAUGGAAGUUGUCAUCAAGAUUUCCGGUUGCAGAUAAAGCUCCCAUAUUCAACUGUUCUUGAAAUAAUAAAAGGCAUCUGUAUAGCUUCAAAAUGAAAAAUAGAUCUUACAAUGUAUU